Messenger RNA from Nezara viridula (southern green stink bug), 1428 nucleotides. The record is from the annotation of a GenBank genome assembly. Lineage: Eukaryota; Metazoa; Arthropoda; Insecta; Hemiptera; Pentatomidae.
AUGAGGCCGAAGACGGACAUCAUCAGCAAGCUCUGUGCCUGCUACUCAGAGCUAGAAGUUUCCGAAAAUGGAACCGUCGACAGCUGUGAUCAACACGAUCGCGUUCUACCUAAAAUUCGGGAAGGAUGCAAGGAAUUCAUCAUACCCGAUUCCACUCUCAAGCAAGUGAUGGCAAAAUUGAGAACUGAAAUAGAUAAGGGCCUUAAUCCAAAAACAAAACCUUCCUCUUCUGUAAAAUGCUUUACUACAUAUGUACAGGAUCUCCCAUCUGGAGAAGAAAAUGGUAAAUUUCUUGCUUUGGAUCUUGGAGGAACUAAUUUCAGAGUUUUACUGAUUACAUUAAAUGGCAGACAUUUUGAUAUGCAGUCUAAAAUAUAUGUUAUACCCCAGGAUGUAAUGGUUGGAACCAGUAAAAACUUAUUUAACCACAUAGCAGAAUGUCUUGCUGAUUUCACUACAGAGCACAAAGUGAGCAAAGAUAACCUACCCCUUGGGUUCACAUUCAGUUUUCCACUGAAGCAAGAAGGUUUAUCAAGGGGUAUCUUACAGAGGUGGACUAAAGGCUUUAAUUGUCCUGAAGCUAUUGGUGAAGAUGUUGUAGAACUUUUGAGGGAAGCUAUCCAUUCUCAUGGGAAUCUUCACAUUGAUAUCAUGGCCAUACUGAAUGACACAACUGGAACUUUAAUGUCUUGUGCAUGGAAAAACCAUAAUACUAAAAUCGGUGUAAUUCUCGGCACGGGAACAAAUGCUUGUUACGUUGAAAAAAUAGAAAAUGUCAUAGACUUUGAUGGAGAUAAAUCUAAACCUAUUGUCCUCAUCAACACUGAGUGGGGAGCAUUUGGUGACAAUGGUGAACUUGACUUUAUCAGAACUCAGUUUGACAAAGAAGUUGAUAGCCACAGCAUCAAUCCUGGAUCACAGAUACAUGAAAAACUUAUCUCAGGCAUGUAUCUUGGAGAAAUAGUGAGGCUUCUCUUAGUCAAGUUCAUUUCAGAGAAUCUCAUCUUGGAAGGAAAAUUAAAUGAACAAAUUCAGCAACGUGGAACGGUCCCUUCAGAGUUUCUCUCGGUAGUUGAAAGUGACAAGAGGGGUUGUUUUAAAGAAUGUAAAAAAGCUCUUGCGAAAAUCGGUUAUACUCAAGUAAGUGAUGAAGAUUGCAACAGUAUCAGAUUUGUCUGUGAGUGUGUUUCAAGGAGAGCUGCCCAUCUUGCAUCUGCUGCUUUAGCAACCCUCAUUAAUAAGAUGGGAUAUUCAUCAUUAACCAUUGGUGUUGAUGGUUCCUUGUACAGAUAUCACCCUCACUUCCAUGACCUGAUGGUUCAAAAAAUAAGUCAGCUCAUCGAUGAUAAAAUUAUGAAUGUAAAUUUGAUGCUGUCUGAGGAUGGAUCAGGGCGUGGUGCUGCUCUUGUUGCUGCCUCCCUUUAUUAG